Amphibalanus amphitrite is the source of this 836-nucleotide messenger RNA. Its product is annotated as dynein light chain Tctex-type 1-like. The coding region runs from base 269 to 604 and encodes 111 amino acids. Gene Ontology annotation, cellular component: cytoplasm; cytoplasmic dynein complex. Gene Ontology annotation, biological process: microtubule-based movement. NCBI's taxonomy places the organism in Eukaryota, Metazoa, Arthropoda, Thecostraca, Balanomorpha, Balanidae. The record is from RefSeq and is a predicted model, not a curated record. The transcript has 3 exons. Gene Ontology annotation, molecular function: dynein intermediate chain binding.
GAGUACUUUCACUACAUUUUCUGUAUGAGCAGGAAUGUCAACAAAUUGACAUGCAGUAUUUGCUAGCAUUUGCAUGUACCGUUAACAUGAACAGUUUACUAAACAUCAAGAUUGUUGACUCAUUUAGCUGUUGAUGUUGCAAAAUAGCAGAACUCAGAAGGGCCAGGGCGUUUGUCAGCCUACUCAUAUGACAUUUUCUCUGUCAUAGAAAUUGUAUUGUAUAUUUUGUUGGUUUCGUCAGAUAGUAGUGUUUCACUCAUCCAUAAAGAUGGAGGAUCAAUCUGAAGAGACCCAGUUUGUGGUAGAUGAAGUGAGCAACGUAAUCAAAGAAGCAGUAGAGAGCACCAUUGGUGGCAAUACAUACCAGCAGGCAAAAGUCAACCAGUGGGCAUCCAGUGUCGUGGAAUCCUGCCUUGGUGCCUUGACAAAGCUUCAGAAACCCUUCAAAUAUAUUGUGACCAGCGUUAUCAUGCAGAAGACUGGCGCCGGCCUGCAUACGGCCAGCUCCUGCUACUGGGAUAACAGCACCGACGGCAGCUGCACCGUCCGCUGGGAGAACAAGACCAUGUACUGCAUCGUGUCCGUGUUCGGAUUGGCCAUCUGAGCGGCGGCGACACCGCCGACCUCUGCCCCCCAGUCCAGUGCACGUUUGGACUACGCUUGCUCGCCUUCUUUCGUUAGCUCGCUAGUAACCCAGGCCACGGUGAGGCAUUCCAUGGGACUAACGGGUUGCUAGGUUUUACAAAGUGUUCUUAUCUAGUCGGGAGACCGCUGCUGCCGACUUGUCGUUAGGUUGUGUUUCCACAUGUCCAUGUAAAUACAUAGUUUAACUUAAA